Rotaria socialis is the source of this 715-nucleotide messenger RNA. The record is from the annotation of a GenBank genome assembly. NCBI's taxonomy places the organism in Eukaryota, Metazoa, Rotifera, Eurotatoria, Philodinida, Philodinidae.
GCUUUCCAGGUAUGUAAGGAAAUAGAUUAAUUUUUAGUUCUAAAAAGUUUUCUCUUUGUUUACAAUUGUUUUAGCAUUAUUGGCCUUGAAUGCCACACAGUUUAAACUUGUUUAUGAUUCUAUUAUGUGGGCAUUAAAACAUACGAUGCGUACCAUAUCAGAAUUGGGCUUAGAAAUUUUACAAAUAAUGCUAAGAAAAUUUCAAACAUGUGAUCCACAAGCAGCGCAAACAUUUUAUCAAAUUUAUUAUCUUGAAACCAUGCAACAUAUUUUUGCUGUUGUUGCCGAAUGUUCACAUACAUCUGGUUUAACGGCUCAUUCACAAAUUUUAGCUAAUCUAUUUGUAAUUGUUGAACAAGGUCUUAUCAAAGUCCCAUUGGCAUCUGAAGUUCAAGAUCCAUCACAAAAUUUACUUUACGUUCAACAGUUUAUGGCUAAUUUACUAAAAACAGCUUUUCCACAUUUACAAGAUAAUCAAAUAAAAGUUAUCAUUGAAGGCUUUGUUACGUUGGAUCAAGAUAUAGCUGGGUUUAAAGAGCAUUUACGUGAUUUUCUUGUUCAAAUACGAGAAGCUACAGGCAACGAUACGGCUGAUUUGUAUUUAGAAGACCGUGAACAAACAUUAAAACGUGCAGCUGAAGAAAAACGUAAAGUACAAAUGAGUGUUCCCGGUAUUCUUAAUCCUCAUGAAAUUCCAGAAGACAUGCAAGAUUAA